Phaedon cochleariae (mustard beetle) is the source of this 1360-nucleotide messenger RNA. The record is from the annotation of a GenBank genome assembly. Lineage: Eukaryota; Metazoa; Arthropoda; Insecta; Coleoptera; Chrysomelidae.
UAAUCAUUCAUUAUUCUGAGCAAAACUAGAAAGUUCAAAUAGUAAUUAAUGAAAUAAAGUGAGAUGUAAAUUAUACGGCCAAUUAUAGAAAUGGAAAAUUCUAAAAGUAAUACUGUUGUUCCUAAUAAUGGAAAGGAAGGACCCAUUCGCUGUAUAUUCUUUUGUGAAUUUCACCCAACUGCUGGACCAAUAAUCUCUUGCCAAGUACCAGCUAAUUACAUAUCAAAAGAGUUGUUUGAUAGUAUCAGUGUUUAUAUUAUAACCAAAGCAGAGCUUCAAAAAAGUACAAUAACAGUGACUCUGAAGGACCACAAAAUAUUGGGUUUCCCAGUCCGCAUUGAUGAUAAGAAGUAUGCAAGAAAUGCUUUCCACUUCAACUUAUGCUUUGCCUGUGAUAGUAAUGCUAGAACUGUCCAAUAUGAAUCUGUUGUUACAAAGUUCUCAGAUUAUUUGAUGAGUAUGGAGAUGGAUAAUAAUUUCCUGUCUGAUGGCAAAGCCAGCAUAAAACUCACUCCCAUUUUGACUCAAGUCAUGGAACAGCUCAACAAAACAGGCGAAUGUGCUCUUACAGAUGGCCCCACAGCUACACACCUCAAAGUCUGUCAAAUAAGGCUAGAUCCGCCUUCAGUAAUGGACCAUCAAGUUCCACUGUUCAUUAAAGCCUUACCAGAACAGCAAUGGGAUCUCACUACUCAACAAGUCACCCCUUAUAUUGAUGGUUUCAAUCAUGUGGCCCGAAUUGCUGCACUUUCUGAUGUAGAAAAUAAUUUAGUGAAAGCUUGUGUCCAAAAUCUGGUUUAUUAUGGAGUUGUUGCAUUGGUACCCCUUUUCCAAUAUGGAAAUGUGUAUUGUACAACCCCAAAGUUGAAGCUGUUGGCUCAAGAUAUGCUGCUGCAGAAAAAAUGUCUGGAGUACGUGUCGAAGUCGAAAAGGCAGCUACCUACCUUAAGAGACGUUUUCAGAAUGUAUGCAGCCAUGACCAGAGGCACCACUAUAAGAGAUCUUUGUGUUAGAUUCAACCCACCGAUUCUGAGGAUAGACGAAAGAAAGCUGGUACAGUUCGGGAUACUCGAACAAAUAAUUCGAAGGGUCCACAAAUAUCCGGUGAUAUUGAGCGAACAGUCCGACUUGCAAAAGAGCCUUUCUGGCGCUUCUUGCUUGGACGAACUGUGUUGCUCCAUCGGAGUUACUGCACAGCAAAUGGAGGAUCAGCUGGAGAGAGACCACAAUGUUGUUAUGUUGUGGAAGUGAGACUGGAACGUCCUCGAAUUAUCGAACUUUAUUUCUUGAUUUUGUGAUAUUUUGAGAUGAUUGAAUAAAAAACAUUUCAUGACCAAUAUUCUUUCAUUUCCACUAACAU